UCCCGACCCCUCAGCUCAGCGUGUCCCCGCAGCAGCUGGGCUACGUCACUGGAGAAUCGAUCACCCUGACAUGCUCAGCCUCGGGGGCGCCCAGCGACUCCAUGAUCCGCUUCUACAAGGACGGCCAGACACUGCUCCCCGAGGAACUCUGCCUCCACCCGCACCAGGCCACCGCCUCCGUUCGGCUGUCGGCGCCGCCGCAAACCAGCACCUACACCUGUGGGUGCUGGAGAGUAGAGUCCGGGCGAGUGAUCGAAUCGGAGAGGAGCCGGCCCCUCUCCAUAGCAGGGACGGAUCCCCUUCCCCCGCCAGUGCUGAGCUUGGAUCCCACAUCUGGAGCGGUGGGUGAAGGGCUCCCCCUGGUCAUCACCUGCACGGCCCCCAGGGGUGGAGAUGAGGUGGCCCCCAGCAUCGCAGGCUCUGAGAUCGAUGUGGCGGAGCCCAGGAAUGUCUCUGUCAAUGUGACUGUGACCCGCGGUCCCAGCCACGUGAUUCAAUUCACCUGUGGGAAGAAGGAGAACGGGGGCUGGAGCCCGUCCCCCACGGGCCAGGCCGUGAACGUCACUGUGGAUGAUGCUAACACAGCCACAGCUGCAUCCCCUCUUUCCGUUAUCCUGCUGCCAGUCGUCGGCGGUGUCCUGCUUCUGCUCGGACUCCUGGCUGCCCUCCUGUGGUGGGGCUGGAGGAAGAAAAGAGUUGUAAAGCCUGCGGCGGGCCCUGAGCCAUCCGAGCCCAGAGAACACCCCAGGAACAGGGAUCCCAGGCGUCAGAAGAAGCGACCAGAAGCCGCACAGAUGGACCAGCAGGGCUCGGAAGUCGCCUACGCACACAUAGAGUUGUCUGCCUCAAACGCUCAUGCGACAAAGUCGAAAACCAGAGCCAGGCCUGCUGAUGAGGCGCGGGUGCUGUACAGCGAGGUGGCAACCAAACCCACCCACAAGGCACCCAAAUGAGGAGGGGAAGCCCUCUCUGUGUUCCUACACAUCCUCUUCCCCUGUGCCCAGGAUCUGUAUCCUUCCCCCUUUGUAUCCCUAUAGCCCUGGUAUGACCCAAGUCACUGCUGUCAGCCUGUUUAGCCAGCUGGUAUCCUGUGCAAUAUUAUAGAAAAACUGGGGAGCCCCUGGCCAUGACUGUCACUGUGUGGUGUGUGCAUGGGGCAUGUCGAAAGAAUUUUUCAGGUCUGCAUGUUGGAAAUGCGCAGUGAAGGCAGUUGCCAAACUAGCCAGCUCUACCCAAAGGAGUGGGGAUUCCUGUGCCUGCCUGGAUCAUACUAAUCAGAAGAUUGGAAACACAGGCAGGCCGGGUGCCACCCUUGCCCAGGCUGCAGGGAUGAGCUGAGGGCUCACAAGCUCACAGCUGGAGACUAGACCCGGUCAGUUCGAUGUUCCUCUUCCUCAGUGUCGGGAUUAGACACACAAGAAUGUCAGCAGUGUUUAGAAUGGAAAAAAAUGCGUGUGUGUUGCAAGCACAAUGAGAAUGGUCACUCCGCAUGUUAUCAGGUAAUAUUUACGUGCUUAUGCUGCCCUAUGCACCCCACACAAUCUGCAGAGAAGCAUGAGUAAGCAUGAAAGAAGAUCUUUCCACGGCAGGGGCUAUUUCCUGCCCAGCUAAACCCCCACGAUGUCAGACAAAACGUUGUAGAGCAUGAGAGCACAAAACACUUGGCUGUUGGCUCGCCAGACCCACGGACUGGAGACUUGCACGUGAAGUGGCCUCGUCCUCCAGUUCUCUGAGACAAGGGAAUAAAAAUCCCUGACAA
Molecule: messenger RNA, 1759 nt
Organism: Pelodiscus sinensis (Chinese soft-shelled turtle)
Lineage: Eukaryota; Metazoa; Chordata; Testudines; Trionychidae
Source: RefSeq, a predicted model, not a curated record